AUGGAGACAGUGACAGAUUUCCCCCAGGAUCCUGAGCCCUGGGGACACUUCCAGUUCCGUGUCAUCGUGCUGGGAGAUGCAGCGGUGGGCAAGUCCUCCCUGCUGCGCUGCUUCACUUGUGGGCCGGCUGGGGGUCCUGGUGGGGCAGCCAGGCCAGGCCCCACCGUCGGCGUCGAAUUCUACAGCCGGACUAUCCCGAUGCCACCCACCGGCAAGGCCAAGCUGCAGCUCUGGGACACGGCUGGCCAGGAGCAGUUCAGAUCCAUCACCAAGUCCUUCUACCGGAGUGCGGCGGGGGUGCUGCUGGUGUUUGACCUCACCAACCGAGCAUCUUUUGAACACGUUCCUGAGUGGUAUCACGAGGCUGCGGGGGACGAGCUGCCUGCCUUUGUCCUGGUGGGACACAAGUGUGACCUGGUGGAUGAGCGAGCUGUGUCAGCAGAGGAAGCUGGACACCUCGCCGCCACUCUGGGCAUGGCCUUCGUGGAGACCUCGGCCCACAGCAACCUCAACGUGGAGUUGGCCUUCCAGACACUGGCUGGAGGUAUCCAGCAGGCACUGGGCCAGGGGAUCCUUGCCCCACACCAGGGAUGUCAUGGCAUCAGGCUCAUCCCCAGCCAGAGUCACCGCCAGCCCCUGGCAGGGAGGAAGCCCCACAAGCGCUGCCAGUGCUGA
Molecule: messenger RNA, 675 nt
Organism: Zonotrichia leucophrys gambelii
Lineage: Eukaryota; Metazoa; Chordata; Aves; Passeriformes; Passerellidae
Gene: RAB42
Product: RAB42, member RAS oncogene family
Exons: 2
Coding region: 1-675 (224 amino acids)
Biological process (GO): vesicle-mediated transport
Cellular component (GO): Golgi apparatus
Molecular function (GO): GTPase activity; GTP binding
Source: RefSeq, a predicted model, not a curated record